AGGCUCCCGGCUCGCUCGCCUCGCCGCCGCGGCAGCCCCAGCCCCGCUCCCACCCCCUCGCCUGCCCCCACCCUCCUUCCCUUUUCUCUCGCUCUCUCGGCGAGAGCAGUGUGCCUCCCUUCCCAGAUGGAAGCCGGCAGCGCCAUGCAGCCUCCCGUUCCUCCUCCUCCUCUCCCUCCUCUGUGGCUCUAAGUUAAUGCCAUGCUGCCGCUGCUCCUCCCGGCACUGCUGGCCGCCUGCCUGCCGCCCUGUCAGGGCUGGAGCCCCUCGGCGGCUGCCGGCGGGCAGGAGGAGCAGGAGCAAGAGCUCUUCUUGCCCCCUAUCAACUCCUCCUCCCGCUCCUUGGCCAGCCUCGAGAUGGACCUCGACGGGGCAGCGAGCAAGGAGGAAGGCAGCACCGCCAGCCCGGGCACGCCGGCUGCCCCUAGCCAAGAGCCGUUCCCUUCCGCUCCCACCUCCUCCGGGCAGCAGCAGCAGCAGCAGCAGCAGCAGCAGCAGCAGCAGCGUCCCCAGCCGCAGGGGCAGCCGCAGCCCGCCGAGGACCCUCACUGCAAUAUCAGCGUGCAGCGGCAGAUGCUGAGCUCGCUGCUGGUGCGCUGGAGCCGCCCGCUGGGCAUCCAGUGCGACCUCCUGCUCUUCUCCACCAACAGCCACGGGCGGGCUUUCUUCUCCGCCGCCUUCCACCGCGUGGGGCCGCCGCUGCUCAUCGAGCACCUGGGGCUGGCGGCCGGCGGCGCUCAGCAGGACUUGCGCCUCUGCGUGGGCUGCAGCUGGGUGCGGGGCAGGCGGGUCGGGCGCCUGCGGGGCGCCGCGCCCCAAACCGCCGCCGCCGCUCCCUCCUCGCUCUCCUACCCGCCGGCGGCGGAGCCCGGCCAGUACUGGCUGCAAGGGGAGCCGCUGAAUUUCUGCUGCCUGGAUUUCAGCCUGGAGGAGCUGAAGGGGGAGCCGGGCUGGCGGAUGAACCGCAAGCCCAUCGAGUCUACCUUGGUGGCUUGCUUCAUGACUCUGGUCAUCAUCGUGUGGAGCGUGGCCGCCCUCAUCUGGCCGGUGCCCAUCAUCGCCGGCUUCCUGCCCAACGGCAUGGAGCAGCGACGCAGCACCGCCGCCGCCGCCGCCGCCGCCAAGUAGCCUCUCCCGGUGACACCUUCCCGAACCACCCCCACCCCCCCCGCCUUUUCUUCGUCGUGUGGUGUGGAGGGACGCGGGGCGGCCGCCUCCCGCCGGGCCGGAUCCUCUCGUGGGUUUUUUGGUUUGGUUUUGGUUUUUUUUUUGGUGCGUUUUGUUUUGUUUUGGUUUUGUUUUUUUUCCUCGUUCAAAGCGUGCCCCCCCGGCGCGCGGCGGGACGGGGCGCGCGCGGCCGCCUCAGGGCCCGGCUCGCGCUGCCCUGAGGGGAGCCGCUCCGCCGCGCGCACCGCCCCGCCGCCGGCGGGAACGACCGAAGCCUGUGUGCUCCUUUUGUAUCUUUAAUACCCGUUUUCAACGAACCUUUUAGUAAAAAAUAAGGGAAAACAAAAAAAAAAAAAAAAAAAAAGCCCCCCCCCUCACCUCCCCAAAUCAAUGCAGGAAAUAAAAGACCCUCCCAUUCAACCGCAUUUGUUGUAGUCGGAGUAGCUUUUUUUUUGUAUAUGAAUACAGUUUGAGCAGGGCUUUUCUUUAUUUACAGAGAGGGAAGUCUUUUAGGCAGGAUCGAGAACUGAAGCAGUAUAUAUAUUGUUAUUGCUGAAGCUGAACUUUAACGAACCUUUUACACUGUAUUUCCCAGUUGAGAUAAUGUGCAUUUAUUAUUGUAGCUCUGCGUUACUUGGCUUUUAAUACAGAGGUUUUCUUUCUGGAGCCAUGGUAGCCUUUUGUUGGUCUGUUUCCGCCAAGGUGGAGCAGAGGGUUUGGCCAGCCUCCGUCUGCAAACGGGGCACGAAGCUCCUCUUUCCCCAUGUGGUGAGGUUACCGGGGUUGUUGGUGGAAAAAGGGGAAUCCCAAAACCUUUUCUGAGCGGUGUUUGCCCUGUCUGUACAGUAGGUGUAGGUCUGUAUGCCUACACCAGGGUUGGGUGGGGUGGGAUGGGGAGCGCGUCUGUGCCAGAGAACCUCCAAGAUGAUUUUACUUCACACAGCUCCACAGACUACUUGCUUUGAAGUUGGGUGGUUUCGGUCUUGGGAAGGUGAGGCCAACUCUUUGAGAUGCAUUAAAAAGAGCAUGGGGGCAAGUCUCUGACUUCUACAAAGUGCGCUUCUCAAAAACCACUUGGAUGCGGUGUAUUUAUUGGAGGCAUGGUAAUAUCAUACCUCUUUUUCAUCUGCCAGUCCGCAGGGUUGUUCACAGAAAGCCUGUGGGGUGGAGAGAAGGCAGGAGUUGCCGGUCCAGAACUAGAUUAUGGCUGCUGCUGUGCAAACAUGCAGAGAAGAAAGUUCAACAGGUUAGCAAUGCCAGAGCAAAACUGGGAGAUCCAAAUAUCCUGUGAAACUCUCUGUGUUUCUGUGUGUUUGACUUGUUCUUAGCUUUCACAGAAAAACAUCUCAUUAAUGAGACAUGAAUUUGAGACCAAUGCCAUUCAGAGGAAGUGAAUUCACUGGGAAUGUGAAGUUAAAUUACAUUUUUGUUCGGUGUAAGGUGAGACUUGCUAGAAGCAGUGGGGCCUUACCUUGUUGUUGUCAUUGUGGGUGUUGCUAAGCAACAUGGAAGUGGUUAAAAUGGAGAUACAGAAGAAGAACAUGUAGGAAUAAAGGAAACAAAAGAAAAAACAUAAAAGUAAAUGUGCCAGAACAUUCUGCAAAGAAGUUGCCAAGUAUCAACUGGGAAAAAGUGAUUAAGAUCAUAUAGAAGAAAGAAAGCUGAUACAAGAUGAAUUAGGAACUUGAUUCCAUACUUCAUAUUCAAUCAAAUUUUUCAGUGCUUUGCUUGAAUAAUUGAUUGCAGUUUUGACCCAAAAUGGCAAAAGUAAUGGCAAAAGAGAAUAAGAGCCUGGGAAGAAGUGGAAGACAAAAAAAGUUGAGAGUGGAACCACCAUACUGUAAAUAAAAGGAGAAAAAAAUAUCACUACAUAUUGCUGGAAACCAAACAAUGAAAUGGCAAGGCACUCUCUUACAUAUACUACCUACUCUAUUUUUGCUUCAGAUGUUCUCUGAGGUUGUAAGGAAAGCAUGCUAAAAGUUGUUUUUAAGGAAUGGAUAUGGUUCUUUCAUCAUAUCUUACUUUGAUCCAUGUCAGAUAGACAUUGCUCAUUGUCCAGCAUAAGAAUGUUCAUCGUAACUGUAUUAAAGCUUUUCACCUGAACUGA
Tyto alba (common barn owl) is the source of this 3274-nucleotide messenger RNA. It is a transcript of the gene TMEM158, whose product is annotated as transmembrane protein 158. The record is from RefSeq and is a predicted model, not a curated record. Gene Ontology annotation, molecular function: peptide binding. Lineage: Eukaryota; Metazoa; Chordata; Aves; Strigiformes; Tytonidae. The transcript is spliced from 2 exons. The coding region runs from base 202 to 1128 and encodes 308 amino acids.